UUACAGUCUUGUUGUCGUUGGGUUGAAGUAUUCUAACUUCUGAGUCAUCAGCAAUCAGGCCCGUCGUUAUUUUUGAUUGCUUUCAAGUCCACGAGAACUUUAAACCAAAUCCUUCAUUAGGUCUGGAAUCAGUAUGGUAACAGCUAUGGAGAAAUUAAGGGACAAACUUAGCAAAUAUUCGUACCAAAACGCAGAUGUCACUUCUAGGGAUGUUCUUAACACCGUGACUCAAUUCCGAGGUUUAUCACAUCAAAUUGAACCUUUCGUUUUCAAUGAUGGAAAGGAGAAACAGCUCUGUAAAUUGCACGGAACCAUUCCUGUUCCUUACAAGGUAUUUUCAAAUGGUUCAAAGAGGAGCCUGUUGAACUUAAAGGGGACAGUGCCUGUACCUUACAAGGGUCAAAACUAUAAUAUUCCUGUAUGUAUUUGGAUCAUGGACACUCAUCCAAACAAUGCUCCAUUAUGCUAUGUAAAACCCACUUCUGAUAUGGUCUUGAAAAUCUCAAGGUCUACCGACCACAGUGGAAAAAUUUACUUGCCUCAAUUGCAUUUGUGGGAUCCUAGACAACCAAACUUGCUACCCAAUCUUGUCCAAGCUAUGAUUAGUGCUUUCUCUGUGGAACCUCCUGUCUACGCAAAACCGAGAGAAACCUCACAUCAACAGCAGCAGGCCAACCAGCAACAAUCAUCAAGUUUUACACCUUACCCUACUCAACCUUACAUGCCAGUUCCAAGUGGGGGAGGAAAUCCUCCCUAUCCAACUGCUAACAGUGGUUAUAACUCAGCACCCUAUCCACCAGCAACUCCAUAUUCUGGGGGGUUCCCUGCUCCUUAUCCAGGCUAUAACUCACAAUCAGGCUCUAAUUCAGGUUACCCUCCAUAUCCCACUGGGGGUAAUCAAUUACCAUAUCCUGCAUAUCCCUCAGGUCAAUACCCAGCAGGUCCAUCAAUGCCACCAUCUGCAACUACCCAGAAUUCUGGCAUUGAUUCUGGAACAGGAACAAUAACUGAAGAGCAUAUUAGAGCGUCUUUAUUGUCUGCUGUUGAAGAUAAGAUGAGGCGUUCAUUGCGUGAGCAGUCUAGUCGAGCUCGUGAUGAAUUGGAUAUUCUCCGUCAAACAGAAUCUGAGCUCAGAGCUGGGAAAAAUCGAUUGGACAACAUUCUUUCCAGGCUCUCUAAAGAGCAGGAAGAGCUUGAUAAAAAUAUUUCAAUGCUGAAAGAUAAAGAAGAGGAGCUAAGUAAAGCUACUGAACGUCUCUCUGACCAGGAAGUGGAUGUGGAUGAGGCUGUAACUACAACUGCUCCCUUGUAUAAGCAGAUAUUGAACUCAUAUGCUGAAGAAGCAGCACUUGAAGACACUAUAUAUUAUGUUGGAGAGGCACUACGUCGAGGUGUAAUUGAUCUAGAUGUAUUCUUAAAACAAGUGAGAUCUUUGUCACGAAGACAAUUUAUGUUGAGAGCAUUAAUGCAAAAAUGCCGUCAAAAGGCUGGAUUAAAGUAAUUGUUUUCAUUUGGA
Molecule: messenger RNA, 1516 nt
Organism: Frankliniella occidentalis (western flower thrips)
Lineage: Eukaryota; Metazoa; Arthropoda; Insecta; Thysanoptera; Thripidae
Gene: TSG101
Product: tumor susceptibility gene 101 protein
Exons: 11
Coding region: 134-1501 (455 amino acids)
Biological process (GO): protein modification process; protein transport; endosome to lysosome transport
Cellular component (GO): ESCRT I complex
Molecular function (GO): ubiquitin binding
Source: RefSeq, a predicted model, not a curated record